Molecule: messenger RNA, 433 nt
Organism: Leptosomus discolor (cuckoo roller)
Lineage: Eukaryota; Metazoa; Chordata; Aves; Leptosomiformes; Leptosomidae
Source: RefSeq, a predicted model, not a curated record
AGCUACUCUAUCAGUCUGCGGAGAACUGACCUGUCCCCGCCUGGGGCCCUUUCAGAGGCUGAAGGCUGCGGUUCACUACACGGUUGGCUGCCUGUGUCAGGAGCUGGCAGAAGACAAAGACGUGCAGUUCAGCAAACAAACCGUCGCAGCUAUUUCGGAGAUCACCUUCAGGCAGUGCGAGACCUUUGCAAAAGACCUUGAAAUGUUUGCAAGGCAUGCAAAACGAAGCACAGUCACUACAGAAGAUGUGAAGCUUUUGGCUAGAAGGAGCAAUUCUUUGCUGAAGUAUAUCACCCAGAGGAGUGAAGAGCUUGCAUCAAGUAACAUGGAGCAAAAGGAGAAGAAGAAAAAGAAGUCCAGAGCAGCUAAGGACCGGAGAACUUCUGCGGAACAAGCAGCUGUGAGUGAAAGUGAAGAUUCCAACAUGGCAUGA